CUCCACUCCCAGCCUCUCCCACCGCCUGUCCCUUCAUCUCCUGCCCACACCUCCAUCCCAUCCGCCGCCCCUCCCCCAGCCAUGGGCUCCUCCAAGAUUCACGACAACCACAUCCCGGCGCUCCGCUCCGCCGGCGCGGAGGCCGACACGGUCAUCGAGCCAGCCCAGGACACCUCCGUCUGUGCUCCCUCCGGCAUCUGCCUCCUCGAGGAUCCGGUCAAGGGCUACGUUCCCCUGCCCGGGGGACCGGUCUUUGCUCAGGGCCGCAUUGUGCAUGGGUUCGGCCGCGGUAGCAGCCAGCUGGGCAUUCCGACUGCCAACCUGCCUGAGAAUAUCUCCAACGCCGCGGCACACCACCUGCCGACUGGAGUGUACUUCGGCUAUGCCUUGGUGAGCCGGCCAGAUUCGCCGGUCGAACAAGACUCCUCCAUCCCCCCGCCCCCCUCCCCAAGUAUCGAUGACAUUCUGCCGAAGCAUGCCCUGCCAAUGGUCAUGUCCCUCGGCUGGAACCCGCAUUUUGCCGACGAGAAGAAGUCGAUGGAGGUUCACAUUCUGUGGAACUUCUCCAGGACUUUCUAUGGCGCACACCUGCGCGUGGCCGUUCUCGGGUACAUUCGCCCAGAGCGCAAGUUCCCCUCGCUACGCGCCCUUGUCAAGUCCAUCCGCCGGGAUAUCGAGGUUGCCCGUCGCAUCCUCGACCCCGAGGGGAUCACCCUACAGAAGCCCUUCCCCCCGUGCAAGUUCGAGUCGGCUGAUGCCUGCCAGGAUGAGGCCUCCGAUGAGGAGCCCUGCACCGACCUGCCAGUUGACCAGCUCGCCAUCGAUGAGGCCGACCGUCGGGCCUUCCGUGCUGUGCUGGAUGACGAGUUCUUCGCCUGUGCGUAGGUGGGCCAGUACCGUGUGCACCCCUUUGGCCCGGCGACUACGUGCGUCGUGUGUGUGUGUGUGUGUGUG
Molecule: messenger RNA, 954 nt
Organism: Fonticula alba
Lineage: Eukaryota; Rotosphaerida; Fonticulaceae
Exons: 4
Coding region: 82-885 (267 amino acids)
Biological process (GO): FMN biosynthetic process; riboflavin biosynthetic process
Molecular function (GO): riboflavin kinase activity
Source: RefSeq, a predicted model, not a curated record